GACCCUUCAUCAGAAAUUGCCCACUAGCUGGGCACGGCCCAAUGGCCUUCGUUCUUCCCUAUUUCCUCAAUCGUUUUUCUUAAACCAAAAAAUGUGGAAUCUCAAUAAUUUUUUCUUCAAUCAGAGAUUCCAUUCCUGCAAGAAGGAAAACCUCUCUAUUUAAUCUAAUCUGGGGGGAUCUUUUUCAACUGCAAUGGCUGAAGAGGAUGAUUUCACAUUUUGUCAGGUUGGGCCGCCAGUAGAUGCUGCUAACGAUAUUGAUAGAAUUCAAAUAAAAGAUGGGGUUACUGAAGCUGCCAGUAAGAGAAAUGAUACGCGUGAGGAUUGUACAGAUGAUGGAAAUGCAAAUGCAAAUGCAAAUGCUGGUAAGGAGAAUAAUGGUAGCAUUUGGAAAGUCAGUUCAACUUCUCGUAAACAGGCAACUGUUGGUUCAUUGUCGUUUAAUGUGGUUGAUGCCUCAUCUGGAAAAGGUUUAGUUUCACGGCCCCAAAAAGAGGUUGCAGGAAGUUCGAGCAAUGCUUCACCACAGACGAAUAUUCCUGUAAGGAAAGGUGUUCAGAGAAAUAAGGUCCCUUUUGAGAAAGGAUACAGUCAGAUGGACUGGCUUAAGCUUACCAGAACGCAUCCUGACUUGGCAGGAUUGAAGGGGCAGUCUAAUAGAAGACUGAUAUCUUUGAAAGAAGUCAAACAACAUCAAUCUGAAGGUUCUAUGUGGACUGUUCUUAAAGGCCGUGUCUACAAUUUAUCACCCUAUAUGAAGUUUCAUCCUGGAGGUAGCUAGAAAAUUUUGAUCAAUUUAGUUAAUUUUGUCUCAGUGUCUGAUCUUUCUUUCAUGGGAUCUGAUUCUUAUGACUUCAAUCUUGCAUUUUCAGAGAAUAGGUGAUUGUGGCUUCCCUUAUAUUCAGCUUUAUCAGUUUUAUAAUGUUUCUAUAAAUAUUAGAUAUUAUUGGCAUUCUGAGGUGAAAUACGACAAGCAGGGGCAAGAUGAAGCUGGAAUUCUUUGUAACCGGAACACAAUUUUCUUUUUUAUCUUGUAACAUGAUCUGUAUAAAAGUCAUUAAAAGAGUAACUAAUUUAAGAGGUAAUCAGGAAGGGUAAUAAUAUAGAAACACAUUAUAAUAAUAAUAAAUAUUGACUGAAUCAUAUCAAGUAAUUCAUGAACGAUAUAUAUUUGCAAGUGAAGCUGCAUAUUAUUACAUGUCAAAAAUUGUCCUGGCGUUAACUCACUAAAUAUUUAUACUAAUGCAUUCAUUUGAUAUUCUUUUCCCUCAUAGCUUCUUUGACAGUUUUGGUCAUUACACAAAUUCUUGUGUGAGGCAGCCGAUACUCGUCAUACUUUGAGAAAAAAAAUGCAUACUUAUACUAUCAA
Molecule: messenger RNA, 1369 nt
Organism: Striga asiatica
Lineage: Eukaryota; Viridiplantae; Streptophyta; Magnoliopsida; Lamiales; Orobanchaceae
Source: the annotation of a GenBank genome assembly